Molecule: messenger RNA, 1075 nt
Organism: Erinaceus europaeus (western European hedgehog)
Lineage: Eukaryota; Metazoa; Chordata; Mammalia; Eulipotyphla; Erinaceidae
Product: transcription factor A, mitochondrial-like
Exons: 2
Molecular function (GO): transcription cis-regulatory region binding
Source: RefSeq, a predicted model, not a curated record
CCAUGGCCCUGCUCCCGGGCGUGUGGGGCGCACUGAGCUCCCUGGGCAAGUCCGGAGCGGACCUCUGUGCGGGCUGUGGGAACCUACUGCGCCUUCCCUUCAAUUUUUCCAUCCUCCCAAGAUGGCUGUGCUCCAGCGUGACUUACCCAAAGAAGCCGAUGACUUCCUAUGUUCGCUUUUCUAAAGAAUAGCUUCCGCUAUUUAAAGCCCAGAACCCAGGUGUGAAAACUUCAGCACUAAUUAAACAAAUUGCUCAACAAUGGAGGGAACUUUCUGAUGAAGAGAAAAAAGUAUAUGAAGAUGCUUACAGGGCAGACUGGGAGUCAUACAAAGAAGAGUUGAGCAGACUGCAGAAAAAUCUAACACCAAGUCAAAUAGAAUCUUCGGAAAAAGAAGUCUUGCAGAAACAUUUAAAAAAGAAGGCAGUAAUCAAAAAGAGAGAGUUGACAAUGCUUGGGAAAUCGAAAAGACCUUGCACAGCUUAUAACAUCUUUAUAUCUGAAAGAUUUCAAGAAGUUAAGGACUUGUCAGCACAGGGAAGGCUGAGGUCUUUAAAUGAAAGCUGGAAAAAUCUUACAAGUUCUCAAAAGCAAGUGUAUGUUCAACUUGCUGAAGAUGAUAAAGUUCGUUAUUAUAAUGAAAUGAAAGUUUGGGAAGACCAGAUGAUUGAAGCCGGGCGGAAUGAUCUUUUACGUCGCAGACCAAAGUCCUCAAAAGAUGAAACAGAAGAUUGAGGCCCAUUUAUAAUGGAUAAGACACAGGAAACCAAUCAGGUCUCAGCACCUGAAGCUGUUGUAAAAUUAGGAAGUAUAAAGUUGGUAAACAUUUAUAUUUAAUUCCUUUUUCUUUAACCCAUAGACUUCUGAGAGCUGAGUACAUUUUGUAUUAGUGUCGUGCUUUGGAAAACUCCAGCAGAUAGAAGCUUUAUGUGGAACUUUGUGUUAAGGAACUACUGAGGGUCUAGAUAAUGACCUGUGUAGAUCAGUGUAUCAUUUUACCUUUGGGAAAGGUAAACCAGACUGUGAAGUUUCUUUUUAUACUUGUGAUGAUUCUAAGAAUAUUCAUAUAUCUGUUG